GGUCCGGGAUCUGGAGCGGCUGGAGCGCAGGAAGGAGAAUCUGCGGCUGCUGGAGGAGCAGCAGAUCCUGACCCAACAGCUGGAAGAGGAGAGACUCCGCAGGGAGGUCCAUCUCCCCCCAAAGGACACCUGAGCCAGCAUUCACCUGUUCAGGUGUGCUGUACCUGACGCACGGCGAUGGACAGCAGCGGUGAGCAGCUGGUGGGCGGUGAGGACGAGGCUGCCUGCACGUCGGCCUCGGAGGGUCUGGAGGAGGGGGAGGUGGAGGGAGAGACGCUGCUGAUCGUGGAGUCGGAGGACCAGGGCUCAGUGGACCUGUCACAUGACCAGAGUGGGGACUCCCUGACCAGUGAUGUGGGUGAGGAGGCCGACGGGGGCUGGGCCUGCGAGGACAUGUCUUUCUACUGCGACCGCUGCCACAAGUGGAUCCCCGCAGCUCAGCUGCGCGGCGAACAGCCGAGCUACCUGAAGGGAGACAACUUCUUCAAAUUCAUCUGCUUCAGCUGCUCCGAGGACGGCAAGGAGAGCUUUGAGAGGAUGAGGCUCACCUGGCAGCAGGUGGUGAUGUUGGCCAUGUAUAACCUGUCUCUGGAGGGGACGGGCCGGCAGGGCUACUUCAGGUGGAAAGAAGACAUCUGCGCUUUCAUUGGUCGGCACUGGAACUUCCUGCUGGGAACAAGGAAAAAGACAUCGACGUGGUGGAGCACGGUGGCCGGCUGCCUGUCAGUCGGCAGCCCCGCCUUCUUCCGCUCAGGAGCGCAGGAGUUUGGCGAGCCCGGCUGGUGGAAACUGGUCCACAACAGACCUCCAACCCUCCGACCAGAAGUGGACAAAUCUAUAACAAAGCCUAAGGCCUCCAAACCUGUCCUGGACCCGAUCAUCACUGUGGAGGGUCUGCGCAAACGAGGGGCCCGCAACCCCGUCGAGAACGCCAUGCAGCUGAAGGAGAAGCGCUCUCGCACCCAGGAGGCCAAAGACAUCCGGCGGGCCCAGAAGGAGGCAGCAGGAGGAUAUACGGACCGCAGCGCCUCCUCCACACCUGUCAAACUGGGCGGAGGCCGAGGUGGAAGUGCCGGCCGGCGCCCUGAUCUUGUCCUGGAGAAAGGCGAGGUCAUUGAUUUCUCCUCCCUCAGCUCCUCGGAUAGGACGCCACUUACCAGCCCAUCACCGUCUCCUUCACCUGACUUCUCUGCCCCGGGAACGCCAGCCUCACAUUCUGCUACUCCGAGCCUGCUGUCGGAGGCGGACCUCAUCCCUGAUGCCAUGCCACCACAGGCACUGUUCCACGACGAUGAGGAGAUGGAGACGGAGGGGAUGAUUGACCCAGGGACAGAGUGCAUCCCCCCUACCAGCGCCAACCUAGUCACCCGCAAGAAGCUCCGGCCGGCCCCGCCUCAUAUCAAACGUGAAGCAGAGAGUGAGGACGACGAUAGCCGCGGUAGGGAGGAUAACUUUGAAGAGCCCAUAGGACGAAGUGAAGGCGCUCCUCUGUCCACAGUUGGUGCUGGAGGACAUGAGCGGAGGAGGAUGACUCAUCCUGAGAAAGUGGACGGCGCUGCCAGCGCCUCCCAGAGUCCUCGUUACACCUCCCUCAGUCUGUACGAGGAGAGGAUGUUGCUGCGACGGCUGGAUGCCUGCCCGCUCGCAUUAGCCGUCACCCCGCAAGCAAAACGCCUCCACAGGAAGCUGCUGGUUCGCCAGGCGAAGCGGCAGAGGGGGCUUCCCCUGCUGGACAUUGACCGGGCAGUCAGCGCCACCCUCAGCCUGGUUGGAGGGAUCUAUGGCGCCCAGGAGGCGGGAACACAGAUGGGAGGCGGAGUCAAAGGGAAGUACUGCACCAGCAGUCAGGAGCUGCGGAUUCUCGAUCGCUUCCAGACCAGCUUUUCCAGUAGAAGAGGCAUCCAGCAGCAGUCCGUGUCCUUCUGGCAUCGUUUGAUGGGAGCCGAAGGCAGUUUGGAUCAGACCAUUAAGAGUCCGUACACUUCCCGUAUCCUCAAACCCUACAUCAGGAGGGAUUAUGAGAGUCGUCCAGUGAAGCUCAGGCUGUUGGCAGAGAUCAGAGCGUACCCUCACAGGAAGGAGCCUGGCUGGGUCCCUGAACCCGAUGCGCCCAUUGAUUACUGCUACGUCCGUCCAAACCACAUCCCCUCUGUCAACGCCAUGUGUCACGACAGCUUCUGGCCAGGUGUGGAUCUGUCCGAGUGCCUGCAGUACCCAGACUUCAGUGUGGUCGUCCUGUACAAGAAGGUGGUGGUUGGCUUUGGUUUCAUGGUGCCAGACGUGAAAUACAACGAGGCCUACAUCUCCUUCCUGCUGGUCCAUCCUGAGUGGAGGAGGGCCGGCAUUGGGACCUUCAUGAUCUACCAUCUGAUCCAGACGUGUAUGGGGAAGGAUGUGACGCUGCACGUGUCGGCCAGUAAUCCCGCCAUGCUGCUGUACCAGAAGUUUGGUUUCAAAGCCGAGGAGUACAUCCUGGACUUCUACGAUAAAUAUUAUCCCGUGGACAGCACCGAGUGCCGCCACGCCUUCUUCCUGCGACUGAGACGCUGAGCCUCUGAGAUCUGCUCACAUGAAGGAGGUUCGCAGCCUCAGUCCUUCGGCUGGGGUUAGCAGUGUAACUGUUGGUGCUUUGAGAAACAUUUGGGCCCAGGAACUCCCUCCCAGGAAUGUCCUCAGAGCAGAGUCAGAUAAACUGCUGUAGCCUUUAAAUGUCUUUGUUUCCUGUUUUUGUUUCUGAAACAAUAAAACCAAAGUUCUGCAGAAA
Messenger RNA from Archocentrus centrarchus (flier cichlid), 2764 nucleotides. It is a transcript of the gene kat14, whose product is annotated as lysine acetyltransferase 14. The record is from RefSeq and is a predicted model, not a curated record. The transcript is spliced from 11 exons. NCBI's taxonomy places the organism in Eukaryota, Metazoa, Chordata, Actinopteri, Cichliformes, Cichlidae. Gene Ontology annotation, molecular function: histone acetyltransferase activity. The coding region runs from base 178 to 2550 and encodes 790 amino acids.